AUGAUCCAAAAUCGAUAUCUGCUUAUACCUAUAGAACCCCCCGUCCAUUGGUCCAUCGUCCUCUUCCCAGGCUUCCAAGCCCUCGAUGCCUUCGGACCCCUCGACAUCCUCAACUUAGUGGCCCGCUACAAGAAAAUCGAACUAUCCAUUAUCGCCGCCACUCUCGAACCCGUAUCAACCGACGUUGCACCAUUGUUUCCCGACAAACAAGACGUCUGGAACCCCGCUGGAUCCAAUAUCGGACAAGCAGUUGUACCGACACAUACAUUCGAUAAUCCACCCAGUAAAAUCGAAGUAUUGCUUGUACCUGGUGGAGGCGGUACCCGCAGCGAUGCCUCAUCAAACCCCGUGAUUGAAUUUAUUGGAAAAAUAUAUCCAUCCCUCAGAUACUUGCUUACAGUAUGUACUGGCUCUGGUCUUGCUGCUCGAGCCGGUGUGCUGGACGGCAAGCGAGCGACGAGUAACAAGCGUGCUUGGAAUGAGGUGAUUGCUCUCCGUGAAGAACCUACAUGGAUUCGACGAGCGCGCUGGGUGGCAGAGGGGAAUAUCUGGAGUUCGUCGGGGAUUAGUGCAGGCAUGGAUAUGAUGUUUGCAUAUGUGGAGUAUGUUUGGGGAAAGGAGUUUGCGAAUGUUGUUUCGAAGAGGAUGGAGUAUGUUCGGAAUGAGGAUUGGGAUAAUGAUCCUUUUGCUUAA
Molecule: messenger RNA, 693 nt
Organism: Talaromyces amestolkiae
Lineage: Eukaryota; Fungi; Ascomycota; Eurotiomycetes; Eurotiales; Trichocomaceae
Exons: 1
Coding region: 1-693 (230 amino acids)
Source: RefSeq, a predicted model, not a curated record